UUACAGCAUCUGUCACGUUAACUUUUAUUGAGUGGAAAAAGUUUCAGAUAUAUAAACCAGCCACACAUCAGACCUAGGCAGACUUAGCAACUUAUACUAAUGAUGCUGUCAUUGCUGUUGCUGCUGGCUCUCUCCUCAGUCAGUCCUCAGGACAUCGUGAAGAAGCCCUCAGAGGACAGACAUGUGACCUCUUUGAAUCAAGAUCAGGAGGACAAAAUUCCUGAAAUGACAGACAUCUCAGCUAACACAUCAGUAUAUCAAAAACUUCUGUUUCCUGCAAGGACAAAACAGAAAAGGCAGGCGUUUGAAAAUAAGUAUGUGAAAUGGCAGACCUGGAAUGGUUCUCUCCCUGAUGGAGCAGUGGGCGCUUCCAACUACUUGGACCAUGCUGUUUAUGUCUGCAAAUAUGGAUGCGAAGCUGGUUUCUACAGCAGUAGCUUGGGAGAUUUUUGCCACUAUCCGAUUGAUGGCAAAGAGCAACGUACAAGCUCAUUUGAUAUUCUUGUGAAUGAAAACAACUUUGAGAGCCUGGACUGGAAGGAAGGUUCCAAUGGUUCAGUGUACGAAUAUGUAUUUAAAACAUGUUCUAGUGAUGAGUUUUAUAUUGGAAAAACUUGGUUUUUUGGUCUAGGUAAAGUGCAUCCUGGUCGUGGGUUAUUUUAUUUUCUUCUUAGAGGUACAGAACACAGUACUUCAGACUAUGAGGUGCUGACCAUCAAUAGGGAUAUUGACAAUGAGCUUAUCUCUCAUGUCACGUAUAAAACUAAUGAUGCUAAAAUCAUCCGGUAUCCUCCAUCGAUCAUAAGGGUCGAUCCCAUUUCUAACAAUAGAUGCAAUCCAGUGACAAAGACAGUUACUCUUUCAAAGACAGUUUUAGAUGAUAAAUGGUGGGAUUUGGGCGCUCUCCCUUUUUAGUUCCAGGAAGACUUUCCAGACAGGAAUCCCUAACAUAGUAAAUGGAGCGAUUGAGGUUAGCACAACUGACAGCAUAUUGGACUUUACAGGAGUGCCGACUAAAACAGAACCGGUAAACCACUCUGUUAAAGUUCAGGUCUCCAUCCCACCAAACCACUUCUGCAUUGUCAAAAUGCUGGCUUACAAGUACGAUGUAAACAUGCCUUUCACUGCUCUUCUCUCCCGAAUAUACAGGAAGUUUAGGGUUAAAGAAGUACACAUCUCAGGAACAUACCACGGCCUCCAGGUUGGAGAGGUCCGUGCUGUGGUAGAAAGGUGUGCUCACCUAAGUUCUGCACAGCCUUGCCCAUAAAAGACAUAAUAACACAGUUGUAAUCGUAGAUAUAUAUAGAUGUUCUUGGUACAGCUGAGAUCUUGAUUGAAGCAUAGAGGUGAUUGGGCCUUAGCUUUUGUAGUACAUAAUCUCUGAAUAACUUGGCAAUCGAUGUUUGUACUUCAGAGUCUAUACAGCCUUUCAAAUCGCAUCUUAAAACUCCCUUUUCAAUGUUGCCUUUUAAUUUAAGUACAGUUUAAAUUCCCUCAGGUUGCUUUAUGUUAUGUAUUUCAUGUUAAAUAUAUUGACAUUCACUCAUCUCAUGUCUUAAUUUUCUGUUGUCUCUUGUUCAUAAGUAAUUGUGAAGCACUUUGGUCAAUUUUGUUGCUUUUAAAUGUGCUAUAGAAAUAAAAAUGAUGCUUAAUUGAUUUAUUAAACUGUAAAGUAAAACUUAAUAUUGCAUGUUUAACCCAAAAUGAAAUAAAAAUGUCCA
Messenger RNA from Oreochromis aureus, 1721 nucleotides. Its product is annotated as natterin-3-like. The coding region runs from base 100 to 915 and encodes 271 amino acids. The record is from RefSeq and is a predicted model, not a curated record. NCBI's taxonomy places the organism in Eukaryota, Metazoa, Chordata, Actinopteri, Cichliformes, Cichlidae. The transcript is spliced from 4 exons.